AUCAUCCGUCCUUACAACCGCAACCGCCAUUUAUAUUCCACCGCCAUUUCACAUCAACCCUAGUUGCGAAGAAGAUGUCUCAGAUGGAAAAUCAACUGUGCAAGCUGUUUGUCGGCGGCCUCAACGUCCAGACAACCGACGACGGCCUGCGAAAUCAUUUCGAGCAAUACGGAGCGCUCACGGACUGCGUGGUCGUGCAGAACCAGCAGCUGAAGCGCUCGCGUUGUUUCGGUUUCGUGACGUACUCGAGCCCCGAGGAGGCGGACUCGGCCAUGGCGGCCCGACCGCACGUUCUGGACGGUAACACCGUCGAGCUGAAGCGGGCCGUGGCCCGGGAAGACGCAGGCAAACCCGAGGCCCUCGCGAAGGUGAAGAAGAUAUUCAUCGGCGGGCUUAAAGACGACAUCGAGGAGGAUCACCUCCUCGAAUGUUUCUCCCAGUUCGGCGCGGUGGAGAAGGCGGAGGUUAUCACGGACAAAGAAACCGGAAAGAAGCGCGGCUUCGGCUUCGUGUAUUUCGAGGACAACGACUCGGCCGACAAAGCAGUGGUGCUCAAGUACCACGUUAUUAACGGGCAUAAAGUGGAAGUGAAGAAAGCCCUAACCAAGCAGGAGAUGCAGGCCGCAGGGAGUCGUGGUGGCCGCGGCGGGAGGGGGAUGGGCAGGCCGCAGAACGGCUACGGCGCGCGCGGCGGCGGAUACGGCAACUACAGCAGCGGCGGCGGGUAUGGAGGCAAUGACGGCUACGGCGGUGGCUACGGAGGCGGGUAUGGGGGAGGCUACGGGGACCAAAUGGAGGGCUACGGCGGUGGUAACGGCUACAAUGACUUUGGCAGCGGCUAUGGCCAGCAGUCCUCUGGCUAUGGCCCAAUGAAAGGUAAUUACUCGGGCAGAAGCAGCGCUCCUUACUCCCGAGGAGGUGGAGGUGGUGGUGGUUACGGCAGGGGGGGUUACGGAGGCUCGUAUUAGGAGCGUAUAUUAGGUCCUUCCCCAGCCCACAUCACAGUUUCGACCACACAUUAUCUUCAGCUAAGUUGAGUCACUUUAAUGUGGCAUGGCAUUGACUGAAACACUCAAGCUCCAUUAUCAUUAUCCAGUCCAGCAGAUCAUAGUUAGGGCUCACCUAUUCGACUUUACUCCGUAUCUCAGCUACUACUACACAUCAUUUUGCUCUCUUCCCUGAAGUACUAGGAAGUUUUUUUCCCCAAACAAGACAUAGGACUACUACUCUGGAUCUUUUGCUUAUUAUAAGACUGGCCAGUGGUGUCCGGGGCAGGCUACUUGUUCGCGAAACUGUUACUCACGUUUUUUUUUUUGUGCUUUGGGGUUAAGUUAAGAGUAGUAUUUUUGCUUGUUAAUUAGUGUAUGCAUGCGUUCUCCUCCUUUUAGUAUAUGUAUUGUAUUUUUAUUGUGUCUGUUUUCUUCUUUUCAAUAAUGUAUAGGGUCGUGAAACGAUUAAUCGCAUUCGAAAUCGGUUUGUUUACUUUGUGCACUGUGUAGGUUUAUGCAUAUGUGAAUACACGCAUGUAUCCAUCAAAGAUUUAGUGUAUGAUAAUACAUUUUUUUUUAAUGUAUACAUGAUUGUGUAUUUAUAUAUCCAUAAUAAAUAUACACCGUGCACACACACAGUUUGAAAACGAACAUAUAUUUUCUAUGCAUUAAUCGUUUCGCUGCCGAACAAUUAAAUCUGGUUUUGAUUGAGAGCCAAUCGCAGUGAAGCCCUGUAGAGAUUCAAAAAUUCAUUGGCUGGCAGCAGGCAUGAUUUGCAUAUCACCUGAUCUGUUGAGUGCAUCAGUAUCUGAAGUAAAAAUCCAAUUCGUUUUCUUAGUAAGACCAGACCUACUGUGAGCGAUGAGGUUAAUUGAUGUUCUAUGUAUUUGUUGAAGCCGCCACUGGACAUUUAUUUUUACUCCUUUAGCAAAUAUGUUGAAAUAAACCAUGAUUCUUCUUAUUCUUCAAAAAAAAACAUGUUAGUGCCCACCCACUCCCAUGUAGCAUGCCACAUGAUAACCCUAACCGCAUUAAUAUUUCCUUAUUUUGCAAUAAACUUAUAAUUUUGUUUCUGUAUACACAUGCAGCAUCUUUAAAUCAAUAGUUUAAUCUUUAAUUUGCAAUGCUUCUUGGGAUUGCAGUACUUUUUUUUUUUUUCAUUGUAUACCCAUUUUUUUGUUUGGUUUUGGCUUUAAAUGAAACGCAUAGCUGAUUAAGGGAAUUAUAACUCGUUACUUUUUAAAAAUGAAUGGGAUGAAUACUCCAGAAAACCCAACGCAGCUGAAAAACUGCACUGUUGUUGAACUCCGUUUGCUGCAGAAUCUGCCGCCAACCAAUGAAAAAUUUAACCUUUCUUUUAAUUAGGCUCAAUGGCAACUAGAAGCUGUUCGUCCUAACAUAAGAAACGUGUUUGGAAUGAACCAAAAUUUCUUUGGCGUCUCAAAAUCGUAGCUUAUUAAAGUACUAGUUUCAGCCUCAAAUGUUCAGGCUCGCUAAAACAACCCUCAACAUCCAUUAAUAUAGUGAUUAACGUGUCUCCUCCCAAUUAGUGUCAUUUGUUAAAUAGUUCUAGCACAUUAUGAAAAUUGGUGUUACACAAACCCUUUCUUUCGUCAGGUCUCUGAAGACCGAUUUGAGUUGUUUUUCUACCGUUUAAUCGCUUCGUAAAGGACUUAAAUGCUCUUGUCUUAUUGUAUUACUGCUUCAACGGAAUAACCUAUUGAAUAUUGUUUAUUCCAGAUACAACUGAACUGUAUGUAUUUCUGUUAAUAAAAGUCAUUAUUCCGUAACCAUUAUGGUUUAUGGCCAGCUGAGAUUUAUUGGGUCGCAUAUAAGGCUCGUGCAGCGAUUUUGUCUUUCCAUCUAGGUAAGACUAAAACUGGAGGCCAUUCUUUGCCAAUAUCAGGCAUUGGCUCUAGUGCUCCAUAUUAAUGACAUUUCUUUGCACCAGACAUGUGGGGAUGUCAAUAUUUUCCCAACCAUAUGUUGUCUUUAUUCUCAAAAUAUGUUUAGAGCUUUGUUCCAAUACUUUUAGUGAUCAGAUAAGACGGAUCUAUACCUUAGCUGUGUCCACUACUACUUCAUUGGAUUCUCCAGGGCUACUCCAGAGAUGUAGAAACCCAGCUGAAAAUCCAUAGGAUAAACGCACCAGGUUUGUAGAAAUGCUUUAUACACCAGACAUCACAUCGGGUGUGUCUUUAACAUACUUUGGAUCCACCUGGAAAACCAAAUCAGGUAUUUGUGAGUCGUUAACGUAAAGCGUGCAUGCAACUUUAUUUCCUAAAAUCUAGUAGUGAAUGGCGUUAACUGGCGGUGACCAUGUAACAUGGAGGAAAAGUGGAAAUUAGAACAUGCUCUGUAGUUCAAUGUGGUGAUUGUGGUUUAUGUAGUUAUGUCUUAAUCCAAUAUUUUAGCCGAUUUCCAGUUUAAGGCCAAACCGGAGAACGAAGCUUAUAGUUCCUGUUUACUUGGUGCAUUAGUUCCAGAUAUUAAUGGCAUCAAAUGCAAAGGAGAUCAGCAUUAAUUAAGCAAGAGAGAACACAAUGGAAGGAAUUAAAUAAAAUCUCACUUCGAAGCGCGGCUGCUUGAUGAACCUCUGCAGCGGCUGUGAAUCCAGUUGGUCUGAAAGAUGGAGAAAACUCCACGUUCUAGCAGAGUUUGCAUAUGAAUAUGCCAGAUUCCCGUGGACCUCGGAGAGGCAAGCUGCCCAUGACCUGGUACGUGGAGGGCGACUGCAUUCGGUUCCUUUGACCGAAGUUGAAUGAAAUGCACAAUGGCAAAUUACACAUGAACAUGAAUAAACAUGGCAUUGAAUGACUGAAGAAUUCAAUAAAAAAAUUACUGGAUAA
Messenger RNA from Carassius gibelio (silver crucian carp), 3838 nucleotides. RefSeq names its product heterogeneous nuclear ribonucleoprotein A0. The record is from RefSeq and is a predicted model, not a curated record. The coding region runs from base 75 to 968 and encodes 297 amino acids. The transcript has 4 exons. Gene Ontology annotation, molecular function: RNA binding. NCBI's taxonomy places the organism in Eukaryota, Metazoa, Chordata, Actinopteri, Cypriniformes, Cyprinidae.